GUGAUAUUUAAACUGAGAUCUAAGGGUGAGUAGUAGAAUUUAGGUAAAGGACAGGGGGCAGGGGAUGAGAGUUCAGGCAAAGAUAAGAGCAAGUGUAAAGAUGUGAAGGCCAUCACUGGUCUGAGACCUUCUCUAAUUUAUAUUCACCUAAAUUUACUCUUAGAUUAGAAGUAUUGGAAUUUGGAUGAUCUUUGGAUUAAAACUAUGAAUGUGCCUUGGCAUAAUCAAGCCCUAUGAAAGAUAAAUAGAAGGCAUUUAUGCAUGCAGUCUUUGAAGGUUUUGCAGUAGAAUUUCAGUCAGGAAAUUAUCUUUUCCAGCUGCUGAGGCUGGUGAUAUAGAGUUUGUCUAAUUACUUGAAAAGGUUUGCAAUUGAGAAUGUAAGUUUGUACUUCAUUAUAUUCACAUGUCACUCAGUGAAAGAUGAGUAUAUUCUUAACUCUUUCCUUGUCUCUUCCUUUUUUAGCAGAUGAGAUUGAUUGCUUUCCAUGUGGCUUCCUGAGCUAGUGUGUGAAGGAUGAGUAACAAUGGAGGGUUUCAAUGGAGGAGGGAAAGGGCUUCAAAGUAUCAAAAUAGAAAACAUUCAUUUUGUUGUAUUUCUCUUUGUAGAUAUUCUAAUUCUGUAACCCUGUUUGUAGGAAAAUCCCUUUGAUCCAUCAAAGAAAUGAAAUGAAAUUUGGGUGUAACAAAUUAUAAAUUUGGUUAUGUUUUACCACUCAGCAGUCUAUGUACCUUGUGUACCUUCAUAAUUACAAGAAUGUUUGAGGACAGUGUCUAGAAGUGAUAUAAGAAUGUGGCCAGUAUGUUGGUGAAGUUAUGGAGCUGGCCCUAUCUUUUAACUUUUAUCUCCUAAAAUUAAUAUUUUAUAUUAAUGUAAAUACAACUUUAGAUGGGAUGGAACCAAACUAUGUAUAUGUCUAAUUCUAUAUGUGCUAGUUUUUUUCUAAAUCACUUACCUUCUUACUGACUCCUUCCAGUCACACAUUAUACCAAUGAUGUGGGUGUCAGAUAGUGGGCUCAGCAGAUGUUACCACUUUCCAUUUUGCAUGUGGAAGUACAUUGAUGAAAGUUGGCCCUUAUAGUUAUUUCCAAGGCAGGAGAAAGAAAGAGGAUGAUUUCAAAAUAAUUGCAACAAUUUUUGUUAUAGAUUCAUUCAACAUAUUUUUACUGAACACCUAUGUGAAAGUCACUGGAGAUAAAGUGGUGAACCAAACAGACAUGGUUCUUGCUCUCAAGGGGCUGACAGUCUAGUGAAAAAUAUAGAAAAGGAUUGACUAGUACUAAUAUAGCUAAAUAGGCUAUCCCACCUAGUGGUAACUGCCAUAAAGGAAAAGUACAGUUUCUAUGAGAGAAUAUAACGGAGGGAUCUGCUCUAAUUUAUGGACUCCAAGAAGGCUUCUCUGAAGAAAUGAUGUUUGGGUUGAAAUAUGGAGAUAUGCAUCAUUCAUUUAAAGUUUCAUUUCUUUCCUAAGGAACAAAACAGAGCUAAAUAGGCAGAAGCCUUUUAGACAUAGCAGGGGUUUUUUUGGCAUUAUCAUGUCGACUAUGUCUUCCACUAAUCUGAGCUAGAAAAUUGUUCCUCAUAUUUAAAAAAUAAUUUUAGAGAUUUUUUAAUGAACCCUGGUUUAUGUAUAUGUGCUGGAUUUUGUUUCUGAUUUUAUCUUAAAACAAACUUGAAUCUGUUAGAAGGUCCCAUUUAUUUAGAAGAGAUCAUUUAAUCCCAUCGUAAUGUCUACCCAAGGAUUCCACUUACCACAAUUUCUUUUUUUAUUUAUUUUUACAAAUUUAUUUAUUUUUAGAGAGGGGAAGAGAGGGAGAGAAACAUCAGUGUGUGGUUGCCUCUGGUGUGCCCCAUACUAGGGACCUGACCUGCAGCCCAGGCAUGUGCCCUGACUGGGAAUUGAACUGGCGACCCUUUGGUUCACAGGCCCACACUCAGUCCACGGAGCUGCACUAACCAAGGCUCUUUUUUAAGUAAUUGAACUUUAGAGGUACCUUUGCAAGUUAUUGUUAAGUAUGUUAAUUUUUCUGUUAUUGGUUUGGGGGCAUACUACUUUUAUAAUUGGAAAAAUAAUAGAGGUGGCUAUACAAACUUAUUAAGCCUACAGAAAUUCUAUUUGAUUUGUAACAUUUUUAUUCUUCUUUUAAUUGUAUUUUUCGUUGAAUAUUAUUUUGUGUUAGUUUUAGGGAUACAUAGUGGUUAAACAAUCAUAUACUUUACAAAGUAUUCCCACCAAAUCACAGUACCCAGCAUACACUGUUGUUUGAAUAUUAUAGACUAUAUUGUCUAUGCUGUGGUUUAUACCCCUGUGACUACCGAUUUGUAUUUCUUAAUCCCUUCACCCUUUUCACUUCCCCCAUCCUCCCUGUGUUCUCUGUUUCUAUGAGUGUUUCAAUUUUCUUUGUUUAUUUUGUUCUUUAGAUUCCAGAUAUAAGUGAAAUCAUAUGGUAUUUAUCUUGCUCUGACUGACUUAGGUCGCUAGCAUAACAAAAAGGAGCAUUUCUAUACCUGGAAAAGGAUUUUGGGGAGCAAAUCCAAGAAAAUCUCAGACCCAUCUCAGUACCAUCCUUAUUCAGCUUUGGAUUUACAGAUAAAGUAAUAAAAAAGAGCCAGUGUCCCAUCGGGGUCUUUGGUAAUGGUUUCAAGUCAGGCUCCAUGCGACUAGGAAAGGAUGCUCUUGUCUUCACCAAGAACGGGGGUACCCUCACUGUUGGACUCCUGUCACAGACUUACCUGGAAUAUGUCCAGGCCCAGGCAGUUAUUGUACCAAUUGUUCCAUUCAACCAGCAGAACAAAAAAAUGAUUAUUACCGAGGAUUCCUUGCCCAGCCUAGAAGCCAUCUUGAACUAUUCAAUUUUCAACAGUGAAAAUGACCUCCUGUCUCAGUUUGAUGCCAUCCCAGGCAAAAAAGGCACUCGUGUUAUUAUUUGGAAUAUACGCAGAAAUAAAGAUGGAAAGUCUGAGUUGGACUUUGAUACAGAUCAAUAUGACAUCCUGGUAUCAGACUUUGGCACAGAAGAAAAAGAGACUGGUGGUGUUACCUCUGAACUGCCAGAAACAGAGUAUUCCUUACGGGCAUUUUGUGGUAUUCUGUAUAUGAAGCCACGAAUGAAAAUUUUUCUGCGUCAAAAGAAGGUGACUACCCAGAUGAUUGCCAAGAGCCUGGCCAAUGUAGCAUAUGAUAUAUAUAAACCUACUUUUACAAAUAAGCAGGUGAAAAUAACUUUUGGCUUCUCUUGCAAGAAUAAUAACCAAUUUGGAGUAAUGAUGUAUCACAACAAUCGACUCAUAAAGUCCUUUGAAAAGGUGGGAUGCCAGGUGAAGCCAACUCAUGGAGAAGGUGUGGGAGUAAUUGGAGUCAUUGAGUGCAAUUUCUUAAAACCUGCGUACAACAAACAAGACUUUGAGUACACCAAGGAGUACCGGUUAACCAUAAAUGCCCUUGCCCAGAAGCUAAAUGCUUAUUGGAAGGAAAAGACUUCCAAAGAGAAUUUUGAGACCUCAGCCAUGACCAGGACAAUACCAGGAAAUUGUUGGAACUGUACCAUGGAAUUUGACAGCAGAAGUAGAGAAUCCGGCAUAUCAGAAAAAAGGAAGAUUCCUGACCAGACGUGGGUACAGUGUGAUGAGUGUCUUAAGUGGAGGAAGCUCCCUGGCAAGGUUGAUCCAUCUACAUUACCUGCAAGAUGGUUUUGUUACUAUAAUUCCCAUCCAAAGUACAGGAGAUGCUCUGUUCCAGAAGAACAAGAACUCACUGAUGAAGACCUGUACUUGAACAAAGCAAAGAAACAAGAUCAAACUGUUGAGAAGAAGAAGGUGCCAAUGGAAAAUGAGAACCACCAGGUAUUCACUAACCCACUCAAUAUACCUACUAUUCAAGAUAUGGAUAAAUUAAAUAAUAAAACAAUUGGAUAUGAGGAAAUUGAUAGCCCUAGCCGGCUUCCAUCUGUUCGAGAAGAAAGCAAAACACCUGUUUUUCAACUUAAGCCUCUGGAUUCCAGUGUUUUUCAGUUUUCCAGUAAGUACAAAUGGAUCCUUGGUGAGGAACCUGUGGAGAAACGAAGAAGGCUCCAGAAUGAGAUGACAACACCCCCUCUAGAUUAUUCCAUGUCUGGCUCUUACAGGAGGGUAGAGGCAACUGUUGCUUGCCCAGAAGGGGAGAACAGCCAUGAUAAAUCCAGUUCUGAGAGAAGCACACCACCAUACCUUUCCCCAGAGUACCCAGAAGCAAACAAGAAUAUGAGUCACAGUAGUGGAGGUUCAGUUCUGUAUUCUGGGGCCCAAGAACAACACCAGGGGUCCCUGCUCCCUGAAGAAUUAGAAGAUCAGAUGCCAAGAUUGGUAGCAGAAGAAUCUAACAGAGGCAGCACAAAUAUAAACAAGGAAGAAGUAAACAAGGGACUUUUUGUAGCUGUUGUUGGUGUUGCAAAAGGUGUCCGAGAUUCAGGAGCUCCCAUUCAGCUGAUCCCUUUUAACCGAGAGGAGCUUGCCGAGAGAAGAAAAGCAACAGAAUCCUGGAACCCAGUGCCUUAUCCUUCUGUGGCCUCUUCUAUAAUCCCUGCUGUAGCCCCUGGGGAGAAAGGAAGAGGCUAUGAGGAGAGUGGAAGUUGUCAUAUGCCAAAGAUGAAGAACCAAAGACAGCUAGAGGAACUGAAAAGAACCACAGAAAAAUUGGAACGUGUUCUAGCUGAAAGGAAUUUGUUCCAGCAAAAGGUGGAGGAGCUGGAACAGGAGAGGAAUCACUGGCAUUCUGAAUUCAAAAAAGUCCAACAUGAAUUGGUGACCUACAGUACCCAGGAAACAGAAGGCUUGUAUUGGAGCAAGAAACACAUGGGCUAUCGCCAAGCUGAAUUCCAGAUUUUGAAAGCUGAGCUGGAAAGAACCAAAGAGGAAAAGCAAGAACUAAAAGAGAAACUAAAGGAGACAGAGAUGCACCUGGAAGUGUUGCAGAAGGCUCAGGUCUCCUACAGGACCCCAGAGGGAGAUGACCUAGAAAGGGCUUUGGCAAAGCUUGCGAGGCUGCGUAUCCACGUCAGCUAUCUCCUUACUUCUGUCCUCCCUCACUUGGAGCUUCGUGAGAUCGGGUUUGACUCAGAACAAGUGGAUGGGAUCCUGUAUACGGUGCUGGAGGCAAAUCACAUACUGGAUUGAGCACUAGACCAUAUACUCUAUCUACCCUUCUUUUUUCUCCCUUUCUCUUCUCUCUCCUCUUCUCUCUUAUUUCUCUCCUUUCUGCCCUCCCUCCCCCACUUUUCUCAUGCUCUCUCUCACCUUUAUGCCUUAUAUAGAGAAUCUUUGAGUAAAUCCUGGCUCUUAAUCAGUCUGCUUCUUAUUCAGUUUGGCAUGAGGAAAAGACUAGUUCAAUAGGCUUUUAAGAGUUCCAGCAACAGAAACGCGAUAGUCACAAAACCAGGUGACCUGAAAGCUUUAACUUUCAUGACUUAGAUACUUGGCCUUUUUAAUAUCCUUUCUGAAAUGGUUUGUAUUCAUUUAGGUUAAAUCAGUCAACAAAUAUCGGAUCCAAAGUAUUGGGUUGGCCAAAAAGUUUGUUUGUUUGUUUGUUUUCUGUAAGAUAGCAUUUAGCAUUUGUUUUCUGUCUAGUAGCAUUUAGUUGACUUUAACUUCAUUUCAG
Messenger RNA from Phyllostomus hastatus (greater spear-nosed bat), 5630 nucleotides. It is a transcript of the gene MORC4, whose product is annotated as MORC family CW-type zinc finger 4. Gene Ontology annotation, molecular function: zinc ion binding; ATP hydrolysis activity. Bases 2654 to 5149 code for a protein of 831 amino acids. The record is from RefSeq and is a predicted model, not a curated record. Gene Ontology annotation, cellular component: nucleus; nucleoplasm. The transcript has 16 exons. NCBI's taxonomy places the organism in Eukaryota, Metazoa, Chordata, Mammalia, Chiroptera, Phyllostomidae.